This is a messenger RNA of Naegleria fowleri, 429 nucleotides long. RefSeq lists its product as uncharacterized. Lineage: Eukaryota; Heterolobosea; Eutetramitea; Acrasida; Naegleriidae. Bases 1 to 429 code for a protein of 142 amino acids. Gene Ontology annotation, molecular function: protein binding. The transcript has a single exon. The record is from RefSeq and is a predicted model, not a curated record.
AUGUAUGAAUUGGGAGAUGGAGUGGAAAAAGACACUAGAAAAGCAAUAGAAUACUAUCAACAGGCAGUGCAACUCAAUCAUGAAUAUGCUGCUUUUUCCAUUGGAGAAACAUUUGAAAUAGAUAAUAAUUAUGAAGAAGCAGUGAAAUAUUUCAAAAUUGCAUCAAGUCUUAACUUUGUUGAAGCACAGUAUCGCUUGGCAGAAAUGUAUCGAGACGGUAUUGGCGCAGAACAAAAUCUCACCAAAGCUAUUUAUUAUUUUGAAUUAGCUGCAGAAAAUGAAUAUUACGACGCAGAAGAUCAAAGUAAGGAGUUGCGGCUGCAAAGAUUUUGUUCACAUUUUCACAACAAAUUGUUGAGCCAUUUAGCGCUGCAUUCAUUUUCAGAUGUGUGCACAAUUUCCUUUCAAGAAGUGGCUGAUGAAGACUAG